AUGGCUUAUCCGUCAUGUAAUUUAGUGGAGGCGGUCGUUGAUGAAGUUGCUUUGGAAGGCUUAGACGGCAUUACUUUACAAGCAUUGUGGAUGCGAUUAGCAAACAGGUUCAAUGAUUCUCUACCAUAUUCUAAAUCCUUCAUGGAACAGAUAUGGUUAAUAUGCAAGAAAGUGAAGGAUUUUCAGUUUUAUGAAUUGGAGACAUCCCGAGAUGCACUUGUGAUAUUCGAUCGUUAUGAAUAUGUACAUCCUGAUCUUGGUAUUAUACUUGAACCACCAAAUGUUCCACUAGAUAUUUACCCCCAUUGUCCUGUUCAAGAUCUUAAGACAGGUGUAAUGGGAUCUUGUUCCACAUAUUACACAAGAAAAGAUAUCACAAGUAAUGUAAAGAAUACAAGUUUAGACAAGGUGACAGAAAAAUAUGGACGAGGUUUGAUAAUUGUAGCAUCUCAGUGCGUUAGGUCACAAGCUUUGAUGGGUGUUGAAGUAAGUCCAAUAUUGAAACUGAGUAUUAUGCAGUAUUGCUUUUUAGAGAGAGUAGGCCGAUCUCGUUAUCAUGGUGAAGUCACCCAAGGCAAACUCAGCUUAGCUGCGCUUAGACAAGAUCCAAAAACCUUGUUCUACCAUCGAAAGUUUCUACUGCAGCACAAAUUGAUCACAAAGCAAAUACAUCAUCAAAAGAGCUCCGGCCAUUGCAACAGUGGUAGUCUGUUACAUCUACCACGAUUCUAUGUGGAACGAAAGCCAAAAAUGAUUUAUCUAGCGGAACAGGUGCUUGAUAUUUUACGAUUCAAAGACAAUGGCGUGGCUGAGUACGAUGAGAUUAAAAAGAAGCUUGGAAUUGAGAAUUCUAUCAAGAAACUGUUUAGAACUGCCUUUUUUCAAAAAAUCGUAAAGACAGACAUCUGUGUACCAUAUAGAACAUUGUAUCCUAAUGCAGAGCCCAGCGAGUGGCGGCAAAAACAAGAUCCUUCAAAAGAGAAAAAGAUUAGAGCUGUGCAGGUAUUAUAUCCAGAUGUGAAUGUUGCUGAUAUAUGGAACAAAGAAGAGAAAGAAGAUGAUGAAGACCUUGUUGAAUUGGAUAUAUCUAAUCAUUUGGUAAAUGUUCCAUAUCUGAAACAAACAAACGCUAUUAUUGAAGCUAGUCAAGCAGAAGGUAUAUCUCAAGCUCAGUUAGGAAAGGAAAUGGGUCUUACUAAAUUACAAUCUAGAUCAUUUAUGAGAAAUGUGGUAAAAUCGGGUAUUGCUGCAACAUACAUGAAUGAUGUAGGUCGGCAAAGGAUUACAAAAUAUGUUUCAAAGAAAUAUGAAGAAAACAGCAAAAUGAGUAAGCAAUUUAAUAAAGAGGUACAUAAGAUUAAGGAACUCUCCAUGAAAAUAACCAAUAAAACUAAAGAAAAUCUGAAGAAUAAAACGUCCUUGCAAGCAGAAAAUGAAAAGUACCCAGUGAUCCAUGAUCAGACAAGUAAAAACUCCUCUUCUGACCAUCACAUUGAUAAAGUUGAUAAUGUUGAUGCACCAGUUAUUGAUAAAGAUAAGAUUCUUGAUAAAGAGGAAGAUAAAUAUGCAGAUGAAAAUUGUCCCAGAAAGGAAACAGAAUUAAAGAAUUUGUUUUAUGUUGUCAAUAGAAUUCUACACAAGUAUCGUUUGUCAAAAAUUCGAUCUAAAUACAGAUGCACGACGUCGAAAUCUUUAUUAAUGAGGAGAAAAUGUCUUGAUACUAAUGCGAAGAGAGAGAAGGAAAAAGAAAAUUUCGAUAAUUUAAAUACGUCUUUGCAGCAAAUAAUUAAUGAUGCUAAAGCUACGUCAUUUUAUAAUAGUAUAAAAACAAAUUUGAUAAUGCAAAAGCCCAUUCGCACUGCAAAAGGAAUUAGUGAAAUCUUUGGUUUUAUGGAAAUUGUGCAGAAUAGUGAGAAGAGAAACUCUAAUAUUACAUAUAGAUUGUUAAGACGUGCCAAUCUGAUAAUCGAGGCAGUGAAAGAAAAUCAAGUGAUUGAUGAUACCGCGAAACUCAUGAAGCUGAUUUGCGAGGAAGAAGAUAAAGAGGGUUACGAUGUGAAGAUUGACAAGAAGUCUCUCAUCAGACUGUUACAGAAACUUGCUAAAGAUAACCUGGUGAAGAACAUCAAGUUGACCUUGAGUGCAAAUGGACGUGAAAAGAAUUUAACAUUUAUUUGCGAUCCUAACAUUGACACUAAUCAUACUGUAAUUAAGUCAGCUGUUGAGCAAGCAAAGGUCAAGUUUUGCUUAUUAGCGUCUCAAAGGAGAGUGCAGGUGAAGAAGACAGAUAAGCAAGAGAAAACAGACAAGUCACCUAAGGAGCAAUUGCAACUCAAUAAGGCAGCGACUAAAUCAUCUUCCAUAAACUACAAGUACGAUGCCAAAGCUGGUAGACGUUACGGUUUUAGUCCGAAAUUUGUUAGGAUGCGAACAAUGCAUAUUCUGCUCUUCUAUCUGGUUUACGAUCAUCCUGGUAUACCGAUAUUAUCUCAGGAAAAGCAGGUAGAAAUGCUCAGGUCUAAUGGAUACGAAAUCAGCGACGAUCUCGUUAAAGAGUUUAGUACCAUUUACAACACCGAAGUAAAUUGGAAGAUGUUUGUUCCACCUUUACCUAAACACAACGGAUGGUCCGAAGGCUGGGCGUUGAUGUGCGAUAUUCUGUUAGGGCUGCCCUUGUCGAUUUUCACCAAGAUACAUAAUAUUACCUUCGUGAUCCCGGAUUUAGAUCGUUAUUUAAAUCAUCCAAUCAGACAACAUUACCUCGUCAAAAACCUUCCGGUUACCAUACGCAAUAGUUUGUUACAUGCACGGAAGUAUAUAUUUAAUAUCCAUGACACUAUCACCAGAUUAUGCUACCUUGGUCUAGUGCAGUUUGGUCCACAACGACUGAAAGACAAAGAUCAAGUGUUCAUCUACAUUAACCGACGCACAGAACUGAUGGACACGACGUCUUCGGCACCGGGCUAUCAUAAGAUCGAAGAUAAGACGUAUCCAGCGACUAAGUACUUCUUCGAUCGCACGCGGGCCGUUGAAAAAUAUUGGUAUGAAAUGUGGACUAUUUGUGUUAAUACUCUACUUGGCGGUAGGCUGGUGGUACAUGGCAAGGAUAUCCUACUUGAGGAUUUAAGUAAAAAGGCUGCUAUGAUCGAAGCAGUUGCAGCAUGCAAUCCUAAAGAGGCCGUAGAAAGAGAUGUCGGUGUAGUUCCCGGAGAUCAUAAAGGAGCGGCUGGUACUGAUUCAGCUCUCUUUGCUCAUUUGAAACGCAAUUGGAAUUGGUCAAGCAAUAGUUAUAAACAUCCCCAGCAAACUUCUAAGAUUCAGAGAAAAUCCAGUACAGGCCAACGGGAUUUGCAUCUAUCGAAAAUUCAAGUAAAACCAGUUAAGUAUACAGAGUAUGAUGGUUUGAAGAAGAUUUCGGGACCACCGCCACCGUCUGCCGUCAGCGCGAUCGAAUUGCGAAAGAAGGUACAGGAUCAUCUCAACCUUGCUGGACGGAAGUACGAGGCUCUACCGUCGUCGCAUCAAUCCAGAAGGCAGAAAUCCUUUGUGCGGCAUGUAGUGCCGCGCAAGAAAAGUGCACGGGUCAAAUUCGACGAGGACGAUUAUCAGGCAAUGCAGCGGAUGAAUAAGCUGCGAGUGGAAUGGGACACUCACGAAGACAACAUAUUGCUAGUGUGCAAAGUAGCAUCGACUUACUUGUCGCCAAAUCCACGCAAGCAGAUGGUCAGUUUCAUAACGGUUCGAGAUGUAUUGCGAACAUACUCUUACAGCUCGUACAAUAAGACUUCGCGCGCCUGCCAGCGUAGGUUGAUGUAUAUGUUACGACAACCACGCACGGUGAACAGCGUUGCGUUGGGCAUCGAGGAAGUUAAACAGGAUCCGUUUGUCGAUAAACGAUACGGCGGUGCGAUAGACAGAUUAAAGAGCGAGUGUUCAAGUUCAGCAGAGUAUGAGAAGCGAAUAAUAGAGAUUUUUAAAGAGGUUGUAGAUUAUAUCAUGAAAAAGUAUUACGAUAUUGCAGAGAUUAAACCAAAAAAGCAUAUGGCGAUGCCAAAGACAGUGCAAGAAUUUAAUCUUUUCUUCGAAGUGGUCCAUCCAACGAAGCCACAUUAUAAUAAGGGUUUUACGAAGGAUGUGCGAAGCAUCACUGACAUUCAUUCGGCGAUUAUUAAUUCUGUUAUACACAGUUCCAUGUGCUGUGGGAAGGAUAGGCGUUCCUGGGCCUACCAACUCUUUUGGGUGUAUCAACACUAUUCGGACGCCCUUCUAAAGCAAGCAUUGAAUAAGGUCAAAUCGGAUCAAAUGGUGACUGUAAAAAAACAUCACUUGGCAACUAUUAAGAAAUAUGGCAACUAUAUGCCGUUGAGCAGCUCACAGUAUCAACUAAGCAUUAACUAUAUUCAUAGGUUUCAAACUAAAUGGACUUAUGAUGUUUUUAAAGAAUCUUACAAUGUCUUUACGAAAUUACUGCAGUGGUAUUCGGAGCAAAAAAACAUUGUCCCCUCACAGGAACAAGAAACAUUUAACGGUGUUGAGAUUCCAGUUUCUAGUGGCAUUGUCGCUGCUAUGCAUGAUCUUUUAGCAAACAAUCAAAUUGACUUCGACAUUGAGAUGCCGGAUCAAAUUAUUAUGUUAGAUGCAAGAUAUCAAGGUAAAGAUGAGACUUAUUUCAGAGCUGCCCAAAGAUACCAAGAUAUUUUAACAAGACUUUACCGUUUUAAUCUUGAGAGUUUUGAAGACGACGAUCAGAAUACUGAAAUUUCUGGAGUUGGAACUUCUCAUAAAACACAAAAAAAUUCUUUGAAGAGGAGGAGAUCCGUCGAGAACGACAAUUUUGAAGAACGAACAUCGAAGAUCUUUUGUAAAAACGAAGAAAGUAAUAAAAGAAAACAAGAAAACCAAUAUGAGAAAACUGAAGAUACAUCACUUGACAAGAAGCGAUUACUUGAUAAAAGUAACAAACACAAAGAGACGAAUCCGAAGGAUCGUUCUAAUGAGCAAAGUAAGAAGAAAACGCGUGCAAAUCGUUCUUCAAGAAAGAGAUCUAAUAUUGAGGAAGAUUCUACAGACUGCGAAGAGCAGUCGUCGAAGAGAAGAAGAUUAAACUCUCUUUCCGAAGAUUCGAUAGAUUUCGAGGACUUAGAAGAAAACGAGGAAUCAAAGAUGCUUGAAGAAGAAUUAUGUGAAGAUUUUGGAAGCAUCGACAACAUAUUUUUCAAUAGCUCCAAAUCUCUUAAAUCGAUGAAUGAAUUAAAGGAGCAGAUGAAGGAUGAAGAUUCUUUGAUACAGCCAAACAAUAUGACCGAUAUAACUCGGAUUUCUCGACGUGUUAGUGAGAUUAUCAAGAACAUAUCGCCUAAGAUGAAUUACUUCAGUUCUUGCAACAAGAUAGAGGCUACAAAUGACGUCCAAAAGAAAUAUACUAGAAUAUCCAUGUUGAGAAUGAAGGAAGAGCUAAACGAUCUUUCGAUGACCGACAGUCAUCACGCGCACGAAUACUUUGUGGUUAAUAGCUUCAGGAUAUUCUAUAAUUUGGAAUUAUCAUCAUCUUCAAUUACAGAAACAUCAAACAAUGUUGAGAAUUUUCAAGGUUAUUCGGUGCCCAGUCAAUUAAUACCGCUGAAGAUUGAGACUGUAAACGAUUUUCUCAGCGAGUUAAAUCAGAUGGCUGUUUUUCCGAAGAACGGUAUUUCUGACAAGGAUUACAACGAUUUCAUGAUGAAAAACGAAGAAUUAACUAGAGCAAUUAACUGGAAUUAUGUCGAUGCAAUAUAUAAAUUUGUCCAGGAGAAGAAAGAAAUCGGCGUCUGUUCACAGGAGUUGCUGGAUAAGUUCUUCAAUGAGCAAGGAGAAGACUUGUAUAACAUCGUUUCGCUUUUAACAAAAAAUCGUAUAUUUUUACGCUCUGGUGUUACUAAACCACGGUAUAUUCAUCAUAGUUAUCUGGAUCCUUGGCUAAUUAAUUCCUGCAAAAUACAUCGUCUUGAACAAGAAUCCUUAAUACCAUUUAAGGAUAGUAUAUAUUCCACAAUGCAUCAGGGGAAAAUAGUUGAAACAAACGCUGAGAUGGAUGCAAAAGAUAUAAAUAUCCACGAUAAAAAAGAUGCAAAUCAAAAAUGCGAAACAGAUAAUAUGAUAGCAUCAACAUCAUCGGACAACCAAGAUAGCAAAGAGAAGAAAAACGAGAAAACGGACAAUGAUAUAAUUAAUGAGAACGAUGAUAAAAAGGAAGGUAGCGAGAUUAACGAGGAAAGCCAUUUACGUACAAGAAAAAGAACGCAUAAGCAAAGGAUACGUUUACUUCCACAAAAGGAUAUAUAUAAAUCAGCGCAGCAAUUAGAUUUCACCAAUUUUGAGGAAAUAAAAGUUGCGAUAAGACCAUGGAUACGUAUAGAUGGUGUACUAAAUCGCAAAGUUUUAGAUCGAAUGUUAGGUGCAGUCCUGAAUUAUUGCAUGCUUCAUCCUGGGCUCACAAUGGCGAAAAUUCAAAACAAAUUUAUUCCCGUUCUACAACCCUAUCAUACACGUGAAUUAGUUGAGAUGCUAAUCAGAUUGGGCUGUUUAGAGAGUAAGCUCUUGAAGAAAACGCGCGUUACUUUGUUCUCUGCACCACCUACAGUUAACAUUAAUAAUCUAACUACAGAUACCGUUGGUUGGUCCAUUGAAGAUGAAAUAAUACUUGAACCUGCCAUAGACGCUAUAUUGAAAUUCAGUAUACUCUUGAGUACAUAAUACGAGAACAUGUAACACAGAUUUUAUGCCGUAAUUAUGUAUUUUGUAAUAUACAUAUAUAUACCAUACAUUCAAGGUCCUCAAAAGUCCGGAAACAGUUGAAUAUCUCGAAAACAAAGUAUUUUUAAGAAAAAUAUUUCAGGAAAAAAUUAUAGGGUUUAAAAUGAUGUAUUUACUGAUCUGGUGUAAAUCCAAUCAGGCAAACCUCCAUGUGGUAUACCUUGGGUAAUGCUAAUGCCGGUGAUACUAUAACUUUCAAGCUGAAGUUCAAGUUUUAUUUACUUAAAAUGCUGAACAAAAAACAAUUUUAUUGUAGUGUUUUGAAAAGCUCUUGACACCCCCCGACUAUUAUAUUUUUGUUUGAAAUAUUUUUUUCAAAAAUGCUUUGUUUUCAACCGUUUCUGGACUUUUUGAGGACCUUAUGUUUCUAUCGCGUAUGUACAUGUGUAUUGUAUAAAUCUAUAAAUGCAUGAGUUAGAUGGAAACGUACUAGUCAUCUAUACAUCUAUUGUAUAACUGCAUUCAGUUUGGACGCUCUCAGCGCUUGUAUCCUUGUUUUGCGUCUAAUAAAUAAAUAUAUCUGAUAAAGACAGAAUGAUGGUUAUAAGCGCUUAAAGCGUGCGAGCAUUUACGCGAAGCUUAUCUGCUAUGUAUAAUAUUAUUAUAAUAUA
Molecule: messenger RNA, 7403 nt
Organism: Cyphomyrmex costatus
Lineage: Eukaryota; Metazoa; Arthropoda; Insecta; Hymenoptera; Formicidae
Product: general transcription factor 3C polypeptide 1
Exons: 15
Coding region: 1-6732 (2243 amino acids)
Biological process (GO): transcription initiation at RNA polymerase III promoter; 5S class rRNA transcription by RNA polymerase III
Cellular component (GO): transcription factor TFIIIC complex
Molecular function (GO): DNA binding
Source: RefSeq, a predicted model, not a curated record